Eremothecium gossypii ATCC 10895 is the source of this 1092-nucleotide messenger RNA. It is a transcript of the gene ECM9, whose product is annotated as Ecm9p. The record is from RefSeq and is marked provisional. Lineage: Eukaryota; Fungi; Ascomycota; Saccharomycetes; Saccharomycetales; Saccharomycetaceae. The transcript has a single exon. Bases 1 to 1092 code for a protein of 363 amino acids. Gene Ontology annotation, biological process: protein geranylgeranylation. Gene Ontology annotation, molecular function: Rab geranylgeranyltransferase activity. Gene Ontology annotation, cellular component: Rab-protein geranylgeranyltransferase complex; cytoplasm.
AUGACCCUGGACCUUACAAAGCAACUAUAUGAGACAAUAACUACUGGCGAGCACCCCAAUGUGCAGCUGCGGCUGCAACCGCCACAGCCUGGUUACGAAGGCAUCGUCGCCAUCCCAAACGAUGGUUCCACCGAAGUUGUAUGUUUUCAGGAGGCAUUCUGCGAGAUCUUCCUAGAAUGCCACAAGAUCAUAGCUAACUGCCUAGGAGACCGUGGGGGCCCGCUACCUCGCGAGACAUUCAUGGCGACUGUGGGUCUCCUAUUUACGUCCUAUGAAAACCGCUCCGCAUUAAACUUGCACGAGCGCCUCUUCCUGGAGAAGAUGGAUUCGAGUGGUGGCACGGAGACCCUAGACCGUGAGAUAAGAUACGUGGAGGCAUUGCUGACCUCCAAUAUCGGUAAACUGAACAAGUCGUCAUCCCUUUGGCUAUGGUACCGCAAACUGGUAUUAUUACAGCGUGAAAAGUGCAGCAGUGUGGGCACGCGGGUUAUCGAGGUUUGCAAACGAUCAGCUGAAUUGCAUUUUGCUAAUUACUACUGCUGGAACACAUUACGGUGGUAUUAUGAUGUUCUCGAGUGGAGCCAUGAGGAUGUAGCGCCGGUCCGUGAGAUGGUGCGCAAGUUUGCAUUCUCUCACUUGCGCGAUGUUUCUGCGUGGGAUGCGCUCUCUUACCUAUAUAGCGAUGGAGGAGCGUACACCAGCAGCGACUAUACGCGAAUUGCCCAGAGUUUUGGCCUAGAUGCUCAAUUGAAAACUCCGCUCGAGACUGCUGUGCAGAUUCGGUGCGAGAAGGCUACAGAAGUGGCGCGCGAGUUGAUUAGAUUCAUCGAUACCUGCGAGGUGUGCGAGUGGAACGCCUAUCGUUGUCUCUACCUUUUGCUACAGUACAGCAAUUGCAACAUAGCGGAACUAGUUACCCAAUGGCAACAAGAGCUUGACAGUUUUGAACGUAAUGUGAUACUUGUCCGCGGUUAUCCUAAACUUCCCCAGCUAGCACCGGGCGACGACAUCCUGGAACAAAAGAGACAGAAACAAAUGAUGAAUAAAAAGAGACUGUUACACAUGGUUCACAAAGCUCAGGAUGGGGAAUAG